Molecule: messenger RNA, 2229 nt
Organism: Sesamum indicum (sesame)
Lineage: Eukaryota; Viridiplantae; Streptophyta; Magnoliopsida; Lamiales; Pedaliaceae
Product: Protein kinase superfamily protein
Biological process (GO): protein phosphorylation
Cellular component (GO): chloroplast
Molecular function (GO): ATP binding; protein kinase activity
Source: RefSeq, a predicted model, not a curated record
GCCACGUGUGCUCUAUCUAUCUAUCUAACUUUGCCUUCCCGACCCAACUCAAAUGGAAUGCACAACCACUUUAUUUAUUUACAGCACUGUUGCUGAACAAGACACACCAGCCAGCCAGCAAUUGAAUCAUGGUUGUGUUAACAGCUGAUUAUUCUUCCACCUCCACCCCCCUUUGCUUCUUCCGAUUCAGAUUCAGACAAACACAAUUCAAUUUCAAUUCUGGUCGUCGCCAAUUCUGUAAAGCCACUCUCAUCACUAAUUCUGAUUCUUUCGAGGUCGGGAGGCUCAUCGGCAGCUAUGGCUUCAUGAAUGUUACCAGUUACUCAGGGUUGCAAUCGCCCAUGGACUUGGAAUAUUUGAGGCGGAGUCAAGAUGUUGGAGAAGGAAGUGUUAAGAUCAGACUUUAUGAAGGAAGAAUAGCUCAGGGGCCGCUUAGAGGUACCCCUAUCAUUUUUAAGGUUUACCGUGGCCAACAAGUUGGUGGGCUGGAAGCUGAUCUGAUGGCUUCGAAUGAGCUCAGUGCCCACGCUUCCCUUCAGAACAAUUCAAAAGCCAUGGCCUGCCAGAAUAUUCAGAUACUUCUUGGAGGAUUUGAGACAAAAACUGGUGAGCAGUGGCUUGCUUUCCGGAAUGAUGGAAAGUACACUGCUGCUGACUAUGCAAAAGUCUCAAGUGAAAAGAUAUCAAGAGACAGUGAUGUUGGAGGACUGAAACUUUGGAAUAUUUUUGAAAAAGAUGAAACUAUAAAGAGGAGGAGAUACUUUGUUACUAAACUGCUUCAGGGUGCUAUCAGAGGCCUCGUGUACAUGCAUGACCACGACAGAUUGCAUCAAAGUCUUGGACCUGCUUCAGUUGUUCUCAAUACAAUGGUGGAGAAAGAUGCUGCUUAUCUGGUCCCAAGGCUUCGAGAUCUCGCCUUCUCAGUUGAUGUAAGGUAUUCUGAGCUAGAGGGAGAUUCGAGUAGACUGUCAGAAGGACUCUGGAGAAGGGCAUCUGCUGCAGGUGCUUUCACUCCCCUGGAGAAACGAGCAUUUGGGAUAGCAGAUGACAUAUAUGAAGCUGGUCUUCUAAUUGCAUAUAUGGCUUUUGUUCCAUUUUGUGAAGCAGGAGUGAUGGACAGUCUGUCGCUGCGAAGGCUUGUGGAGAACACAUUCCAACUUGAUGUGGAGGCCAUGAGAGAAUACUGUAUAGCUGAUGAGCGUUUGGGUGAAGCUGUAAAAUUCCUGGAUGUUGGUAAAGGGGCUGGAUGGGAGUUGGUUCAGGCAAUGAUAAAGCAUGAUUAUCGGGAGAGGCCGAUCGCAGAGGCAGUACUCAACCAUAGAUUUAUGGGAGGAGCUUUCCUUUAGGCUUUAGCACAAGACUCAUACUCACCCUUUUUGUUCUUGUAGUAGUAAUCAAUCAAGAAUGCAAAGGUUUUGUUGUGUUGAGUGAGUCCGAGUUUUGUAAUAUAACAAAGAAUGAAUUGGGGUCUCCUUGUAGGGCUUGUGGUGUAUGUAUGUCUCAUUGUCUUGGAAAGGAAUUACACUAUAUUACUUAUGGAGCAAAGCACCUUAAACUUUGACAAAUGAGUAGUGAUGUGGAUAUGUUGUUUUGUUUCUUUAUUAAUAAUAAUUGUUGGAGAGCGUUAUUAAUAAUUUACUUAAAACAAGAUGGAAAAGUGUUGAUAGUGAUUUGGGUGUGUUGAGGUUGAGUUGAUGAUAUGUGGGUCAACACUCAACACAACACAACGCAACAGACUAGAUACCAUUACUACUUAUAUAUUAGAAGAAACUAAAGUCGCUAUGACCAGCAAAACAUCUCCAGCGACUCUUUCCAUAAACGCAACUGUCUCUAUAAUCAUUCAUUAUUAUUAUUAUUAGAUUAGACAAUUCAAGAAGAAGAAGAAGAAGAAGGAGAGAGGGAGAGAGGCAGAGAGGGAUAAUAGAUUAGAGUUCCCCACUUCCAAUUCCCAAUUCUCAAUUCCCAAUUCCAAAUUCCCAAUUCCCCCCGAAUGAAUUAGAUUAGAUUCGAUUAGAUCAUGUGAUAAGUGAUAUCAAGCUUCCUUUCUCUUCUGCACUCUUUCUUCCAUCUAUGCCACUCACGACGACGUUAACAGGCAUAAUUGGCUUUCAUUAUUAAAUUGUUACAAGGGAUUUUCACCUUAUUCUGGUCGCCCCCAAUUGCUAUCCUGAGUUUUUCCGUAGGAUUUCCAAGGCUGCAUGGCUGCUGUGGCUAAUGUUGUGUGAAUGG